CCUCAGUCGGGAACGCGUGCCCCAAAUCUCAAUUGAUCAUUCAGACCUACUCAUAGUUAGGUGACCUAAGGUUUUACAGUAUACUCCGUACAAGACCGGGAGUCUUUAGUGAGGGCGGCCCGCGUCCAUCUCCUAGGAACCUUCGUUGCAGUCAAUAACUCGCGGCCUACACCUGUCUAUGACUGCUUACUUCGAGAAAAUCCUCAACAUCCGGGCGACUUAUCUGCCGUUUCGUCCCUUCUCCCUGGCCCGUCUUAACAUCAUUGAGGUAAAUAGUGACAGGUCGACCAACUGAGGAAGGCUUCGCUCCUCUUCACUGAAUCCGAAAGACCCCGGGAUAAGUCAUCGCUGCUUUGAAACCCAUCGCCAUGACAAGUGGGACCGAAGCAAGAUGACCUCCUCGGCCAUCCCAGAAAGUAACCCGUCCUCUUCGCCACGAGGCCACAGUCAAAGCGAAAGGGACUCGUCCAACCGCAAAAAGCGCAAGGGUCCCCGUCUCGCCCACCGCAAGUCCAGGACCGGAUGUCAGCGAUGUCGCGCCCGACGAGUAAAGUGUGAUGAAGCGCGACCUGUGUGUCGCGACUGCCAUCGUCAUGGGAUCCCCUGUGUCUAUGACAGGCCCGCGGAGGAGAUCCAAUCUCGCCCACUCCAGCCCAGUUCAUCGGAUCUCAGUAAUAUAGAGUUGCGCUUGCUGCAUCAUUUUACCCUAUUCGCCAGUGCCACUCUGCCUGGGGCCCAAUUGAAGCGUGUCAAAGACUGUUGGUCGAUCGACGUGCCUCGACUUGCAUUCGGUUAUAAGCCGCUCCUGCACGCCGUCUUCGCAAUCUCGGCCCUGCAUCUGUCCAAAGCCAAUCCAGACGAAGCUGGCUUGCUGGACAUCCACUGCAACUUCCUCGAGCAGGCUUUGCGCGAACAUCGACUCUGUAUCGGCGGCAUAACUACGCAGACCGCGGAUGCGGUGUGCUUUACAAGCAUCCUGUUACAGGUCGACGUAUUUGCUACCUUACAGAAUCAUACUGUUGUUUCUUCCGAGCACGUCAGUGAAUGGAUGCGUCUAUUGCGCGGGUCGGUCGCUGUCUUUGACGCGGCCUUGGAGAUUGCGAGGCAUGAUACUCAUUCCGCGAGUAUCUGGUGUAUUAUUGAUACCUUUCCUAUCCCCUUGCGGACGAGUUCUGAUGCUGGGGCAUUUUCCUUCCUGCUUCCGACUGCGCCCGGCGACGAGGACAACGAUACGGCGCUAGAAGCAUAUCGAGGGGCCGUCGCGCAUAUCAACGCCUAA
Molecule: messenger RNA, 1279 nt
Organism: Aspergillus brunneoviolaceus CBS 621.78
Lineage: Eukaryota; Fungi; Ascomycota; Eurotiomycetes; Eurotiales; Aspergillaceae
Product: Zn(II)2Cys6 domain-containing transcription factor afumD
Exons: 2
Coding region: 392-1279 (295 amino acids)
Biological process (GO): regulation of transcription by RNA polymerase II
Molecular function (GO): DNA-binding transcription factor activity, RNA polymerase II-specific; zinc ion binding
Source: RefSeq, a predicted model, not a curated record